Messenger RNA from Drosophila simulans, 1707 nucleotides. RefSeq names its product protein FAM92A (gene Fam92). Gene Ontology annotation, biological process: cilium assembly. The coding region runs from base 112 to 1311 and encodes 399 amino acids. The transcript has 6 exons. Gene Ontology annotation, cellular component: ciliary basal body; ciliary transition zone. Lineage: Eukaryota; Metazoa; Arthropoda; Insecta; Diptera; Drosophilidae. The record is from RefSeq and is a predicted model, not a curated record.
ACGAGAGUUGCCAGAUGAAUUUUAACGUUGCCUUGGUAACGGUUUUCACUUGAUUUUAUUGUCAAAAGAAAAUAAAAACAAAUAUAAAGGACUAAGCAAGACAAAAUAAUAAUGUUUCGUCGUGGAAAACUAUCCUUUCUAAACACCAAAGAUGACCGAGUUAAAAUAAUUAACGAGCGCAUAAACAUAACAGAAAGGCAUCUAAUGGAGAUGUGCUCUUCGUUUGCUUUGGUAACUCGGAAAAUGGCCAAAUAUCGAGACUCCUUUGAUGAGUUGGCCAAGAGUGUGAAGAGCUAUGGCGACGACGAGGAAAUCAACGAGAGUCUCUGUCAGGGACUGAAGAGCUUCACCAAUGCGGUCACCAUAAUGGGUGAUUAUAUGGACAUCAAUGUACACCGAUUGGAACACAAGAUUGUCAACGAGUUGGCGCAAUUCGAGCAGCUUUGCAAGUCCACAAGGGACAAUCUUCGACUGGCUGUCAUAGCGCGGGAUAAGGAGGUACUACGUCAGCGCCAGAUGCUUGAACUCAAGUCCAAGUUUUCUGCAAACAAUAGUGCCGCCGAUUCGGAGUUGUUUAAGGCCAAAAUGGAGGUGCAGCGCACAAACAAGGAGAUAGACGACAUUAUUGGCAACUUCGAGCAGCGGAAGUUGCGCGACUUGAAGCAGAUAAUCAGCGAUUUUAUACUGAUCUCCAUGAACCAGCACACCAAGGCAUUGGAGAUUCUCAGUGCAAGCUACUAUGAUAUUGGAACCAUUGAUGAGCGCGACGAUUUUCUAGAGUUUCAGAAACUCAUGAAGACCAAGGAAGAGCCGGCUUCCAGGAAAGCUGCGCUCAAAAAGGGACUGCGCUCCCAGUCGAUGGAUAGCUUGGAGCACGAGCACCUGGUCAGUCCGCUCAAGAGGCGCCAGAAGUUGUCCAGGAGCAAUAAGAAUCUGGCAGGAGCCGGAAUCAAUCAUGGAAGUAAGACAGAACCCGAAGAUGAAACCGACGAGCAGGAUGAAGAGGAUGAUGAUGAAGAUGAGGAAACCGAGCAAAGUGGCGAUGAGGAAGAGGAAUCUGGAACGGCAACGGAUGACGAGAGGGAGUCCACGCAGCCGGUCAACCAGGUCACUCCGCGGGAGAAUGUUUUUGGGGCCAAGAUCCGAACUGCCAGCAAGGAUUUAGCCACGCCAUCGACCAGCGCCAGUGCUCCUUCGAAGCCCAGCAGACAAACGGUCAAACAUCCCUUCAAGGCGGUGGCCUCCACCCAUGUAAGGAAGCACAAAUCGGGAACUGGUCGCCUGGUAACCGUUGUUAAAUCGAAGUCCUGAACACCCAAAUAGCAGGGAAUUUACAAUUCUCGAAUUUUUAAUUUAUAAAUAGAAACUAAACGGCAAUAAUUCAAAAUUAUUGGCCAUUGCUCAGAAAAGAAUUACUUUACUUAAAUUAUGAUGUGCCCCGAGCGGGCGAAACUUAAAACUAUGCAAUAAAUGGAUGAGCAAAUGUGUUCUUUUUCUUUUCUUUUCUUGGGGAGCAGCUGGGUGCGAAGGAGAUUAAAUGAAUGUGAGAACCUGGAAUUGUAAACUUGAUACGGGUGACUGGGUGCCAGGUGUUCGAUGUAUGUAUCUAAUGGUAUUGGGAUGCAAUUUCCGUAUGGGCGUGGCCGGGCCAGCGCUACGGAUCUCAUUUCUCCGGUCCCUGACCCUCGAUCCCGGCCUGGUUCAUCA